Molecule: messenger RNA, 357 nt
Organism: Saimiri boliviensis boliviensis (Bolivian squirrel monkey)
Lineage: Eukaryota; Metazoa; Chordata; Mammalia; Primates; Cebidae
Source: RefSeq, a predicted model, not a curated record
AUGGCAAAGGUGACCAGUAAAUCACAGGAGCCUAAUGAAGAUGUGGACAAGCAGACGCCAUCAACCCCAAGAACCAAAGGGAGGAAGAAGGGGAAGACUCCCUGUCAACCAAGAUCCAGAAGUGGUGUUAAGGGGCUAAAGACCACCAUGAAGGCAAAAAGACCCCUUCGAGGGAACUCAAGCCAAAAAGCCUCUGGAACUAACACCCCUACAAGAAAACUUAAGAAAGCUAAAGGGCCAAUACUGUAUGGUCAUUAUCAACGGCUGAAAGAAAAAAUGAAGAAAGAAGAGGCAGAAGAAGACCAAAAGACUGAGGAGAGCUCCAGCGUUUCAAGUGAUGACCUGAACAGCCAAUAA